Molecule: messenger RNA, 1319 nt
Organism: Carica papaya (papaya)
Lineage: Eukaryota; Viridiplantae; Streptophyta; Magnoliopsida; Brassicales; Caricaceae
Product: paired amphipathic helix protein Sin3-like 3
Biological process (GO): negative regulation of transcription by RNA polymerase II
Cellular component (GO): chromatin; histone deacetylase complex
Molecular function (GO): transcription corepressor activity
Source: RefSeq, a predicted model, not a curated record
GAGUGAUCGAGUCUUUACAUUUUCGAAACCCCCAUUAUCUUCAACAUUAAUAUUCCUCUUUUUAAAUUUUCUCUUUCUCUCGAAUGGACCGAAGGAGAGAAGACGUUGGUGAUCUAGAUGUAGCUCAGGCUCGUAUGCGAGAGGCGAUUGCUUUUGUCAAUAAGAUCAAGCGUUCAUUUGCGAAAGAUGUGCGCCGUUACAUGUCCUUCUUGGAUUUGAUGAUGAUGUACGAAGCUGGGGCUAAGACUAUUCGUCAGGUUUACGCAGAUUUGGCUGUGAUUUUCGCUGAACAUGAUGAUUUGAUGCAGGAGUUUAAUGCAAUGAUCUUGGAUUCUGCGUCGGGUGAGGACGGUGAGACUGGAGAGGGUUCCUAUUUUGAUGAUUAUACCAAAGCAAAAGAUUUCUUUAAAAAGGUCAAGGCCGAACUUCGCAAUCCCCAUAAGUAUUCGACCUUCUUGAAUCUUUUCAAUCUUUACGCCGAACAAAGAAUCCAUAAACCUGACUUGUUGAAACUCUCUGCUGAUUUAAUUGGAGAUGGUCCUCUUCUGGAUGAAUUGAAAAUUUUCUUGGAAUUUCUUGAUAAAGAGACAAGUAAAGGUAAUGAAAGCUCAACUAGACGCUUAGAGAAAAUAGAUAAAGAGACAAACAAUGAUGGGUGCAGGGAGCAGGAGAAGAAUGCAGAUAAAUCAGUUGCAGAGCUGGACCUCUUCAAAUGUAAGCAGAUUACUCCCAGCUACAGGCUGAUACCUAAGGAACACCAAAUUCCAGCGUCAAUCCACAGAACGGAGUUGGGUAACCAGGUGUUGAAUGAUCAACUCAAAUGUGUGAGUAAAGAUGAGUUUGCGGAAACAUCAGAAAAAAAUAAACCGAGAACCGGAAGUCCCACUGAGGAGGCUAUGUUUGUCCGUGAAGGCGAGAUGUAUGAGACGGACAUGUUGGUUUCGACUAUAACAGCUGCCAUUGCGCAUGGGGAGCAGAUAUUAAAGGAAACUGAGCAAGGGAAUGAAAUUAAGCGAGAGCCUCCACUUCGCUUUUUCAGUUUGAUUGAGAAGAUGUAUGGUGAUAGUGGAAUGGACGCAGUAGAUUUCUUCCAUGGAGAUCCAACUGGGGCCUUGGCUCGCUUUAUACCGCGCUUCAAACAGAAACUGGAAGAAUUGUUAAAUUUCCGUUCAAAGCAGAGAAUUUUCAUGUGAUGAAACUAAAAUACCUUUUCUUAUCUGUGUAAUAUGUUUGUAAAUACAUUUGGUUGAUUGACUUGCUUGAAAAUUCUCUUUUUGGCUUUUUUUUCUUUUCAAUAAGAACAAUACAGUUUCUUACUA